UCCAUAUUUCUCCAUAUUCCUUUCCCUCAUUCAUCCGCACUGCACACCGCGUCCACAGGCAUCAUGGUGCUCGAUUUAGACCUGUUUCGCACCGACAAAGGCGGCGAUCCUGAAAUCGUGCGGGAAACCCAGAGGAAACGGUUCAAGGAUGUGUCUCUGGUGGAUAAACUGGUCGAGACGGAUACAGAAUGGAGGAAAUGUCGCUUCACGGCGGAUAACCUAAACAAGGCCAAGAAUCUGUGCAGCAAAGCCAUCGGUGAAAAGAUGAAGAAGAAAGAGCCAGUUGGUGACGAUGACACUCUUCCAGAAGAGGCUCAGAAUCUGGAAGCCCUCGCUGGAGAAACAUUAUCACCCCUCACGGUGACUCAGAUUAAGAAGGUGCGAUUACUGGUGGACGAGGCUGUGCAGAAGACAGACAGUGAUCGUCUAAAGCUGGAGGCGGAGCGCUUUGAGUUCCUGAGAGAGAUCGGAAACCUCCUGCAUCCCUCUGUGCCCAUCAGCAACGAUGAGGAUGCUGAUAAUAAGGUGGAACGCACCUGGGGUGACUGCACAGUGCAGAAGAAGUACUCUCACGUGGACCUGGUUGUCAUGGUGGAUGGAUACGAAGGGGAAAAAGGAGCCAUCGUGGCUGGAAGCAGAGGAUACUUCCUAAAGGGGCCUUUAGUUUUCUUGGAGCAGGCUUUAAUUAACUAUGCACUGCGGAUCCUGUACAGCAAGAACUACAACCUGCUGUACACACCCUUCUUCAUGAGGAAAGAAGUCAUGCAGGAGGUCGCUCAGCUCAGCCAGUUUGAUGAUGAGCUCUAUAAGGUGAUCGGGAAGGGGAGCGAGAAGUCUGACGACAGUUCAGUAGACGAAAAGUAUUUGAUUGCCACAUCGGAGCAGCCAAUAGCAGCUUUCCUGAGAGAUGAAUGGCUGAAGCCAGAGGAUCUCCCCAUCCGCUAUGCCGGCUUCUCCACCUGCUUCAGACAGGAAGUGGGCUCUCACGGCAGAGACACGCGCGGGAUCUUCAGGGUCCAUCAGUUUGAGAAGAUCGAGCAGUUUGUGUACGCCUCUCCUCAUGACGGCAAGUCCUGGGAGAUGUUUGAUGAGAUGAUUGGAACAGCUGAAGAAUUUUAUAAGUCGUUAGGAAUCCCCUACCGCAUCGUCAACAUUGUGUCGGGUGCUUUGAACCACGCUGCUAGUAAAAAGCUGGAUUUAGAGGCUUGGUUCCCCGGCUCCCAGGCUUUUAGAGAGCUUGUGUCAUGCUCAAACUGCACAGAUUACCAGGCUCGCCGCUUGCGUAUUCGCUACGGUCAGACUAAGAAAAUGAUGGACAAGGCUGAGUUUGUGCAUAUGCUAAAUGCCACCAUGUGCGCGACCACUCGCGUUAUGUGUGCUAUCCUGGAGAACUUCCAGACAGAGGAAGGCAUUAUUGUUCCAGAACCUCUCAAGGCAUUCAUGCCUCCAGGUUUAACAGAAAUGAUCAAGUUUGUGAAGCCAGCCCCUAUUGAACUGGAGGCAACCAAGAAGCAGAAGAAGCAGCAGGAAGGAGGGAAGAAGAAGAAACAGGGCGGUGACGCUGAUAUAGAGAACAAAGUGGAGAGCAUGUCAGUCAAUGACUCUUAGACGCGCCCCCUUGCAAUCCCAGCCAAUCAUAAUGGUUCACAAGACCUCCAUUUUCUGUUCCCCAUUCACAAACAUUGUCCACUGAAGCUGUCACAUGGUUUCAUCCCUGUCAUGCCCCUGCCUCACUUUACUUUCUCUGGGACAGUCCUACUGUGGCGCUGUCUGUCUAAUGGUGAUGAUGGUGUCAUGUUUAAUAAUCAUAUUUUAAAUUAUUCUCAAAUCAUUU
This is a messenger RNA of Rhinichthys klamathensis goyatoka, 1834 nucleotides long. It is a transcript of the gene sars1, whose product is annotated as seryl-tRNA synthetase 1. Gene Ontology annotation, cellular component: cytosol. The record is from RefSeq and is a predicted model, not a curated record. The coding region runs from base 64 to 1608 and encodes 514 amino acids. Lineage: Eukaryota; Metazoa; Chordata; Actinopteri; Cypriniformes; Leuciscidae. Gene Ontology annotation, biological process: seryl-tRNA aminoacylation. The transcript is spliced from 11 exons. Gene Ontology annotation, molecular function: serine-tRNA ligase activity; tRNA binding; ATP binding.